Messenger RNA from Drosophila obscura, 1060 nucleotides. RefSeq lists its product as uncharacterized. The record is from RefSeq and is a predicted model, not a curated record. Bases 36 to 989 code for a protein of 317 amino acids. The transcript has 2 exons. Lineage: Eukaryota; Metazoa; Arthropoda; Insecta; Diptera; Drosophilidae.
GCUAAAGACCACACAGUGUUUCCCGAAACCUCGCGAUGACAAGUCGCUGGCUAUUUUUGUGCCUACUGCUCUAUGUGGGCGCACAGGAGGCGAUGUCUGCCAGCACCGUCAUGGAUAACUUGGGUGAUGGCUUGAAGAUGGCCGGACAAAUGUUUGGCAUCAACACGGCCGCCGAUGUGGCCAAUCUGGUGGCCAAGGCCUUCUCGGGCAACGCCUCCAGUGGCAAGCCCUCCGGUUUGUUGAGCAUACUACAGAACGGCUUCCAGCCACCAAAGUAUCAGCCGGAGGAUCAAUCGGAGCAGCAGUCAGAGCCAGAGAAUGCCCAGGAAGAGCAGGGUGACAACACGCGAAGGCCUCCUCUUAUGGCCAACUUCGAUAGCGGCCAACUGCUGACGAAUAUGCUGCGUAUGGUGGGCUUUGAUGCCCGAAAACUGGGAGCUCUGGCGCUCAAUGCUCUCAUCAUGAUUGCCCAGGCGAUUGGCAGCACUUUGAUGCAAGCAACAAGGGGUGGUGGUGGUGGAGGCGUCGGAAAUUUCGGUGCGGCCUUCGAGGGACCUGAAGCGCUGUACGAUCCCAACGAGCAUCAGCCGCGUUCUUUGUCAAUGGGUUCACCCAUUGAUUGGUUUCUCCAGCGACCUGGGGCGCACAGCAAACGAUUGCUGGGCCGCAUAAUGGACAAGGAACUGCCCGAGCACAUACUGGACAUGAUCGAGUCCAAGGAGGACCGAGAGAUGGGCCACGAGGCCGGCUGCCUGAAGAUGCUCAUGUGCAAGAGCAAGCCCAUUAUUUGGGGCAUGCAGAAUUCCCUAAAGAAGCGUCUGGCUGGGGAGCCCGAGCUGCCAGAGGAGCAGGAUAAUCACAGCUUUUUCAACAAGGGCAUAUUCUUCAAGUAUCUGCCCAGCCUGAAGGACUUCAAGGAGCACAGUGCCGACUGUGAGACGCGUUUCUAUGAGGAGUGCCCCAGGAAUGCGACAACGAAAGAGUAUUAAUAUUAGUUUUUUCAAUCGAAACCCAUACAGGUUGAACCCUAAUGGGUUCAUCAAUAAAUACGCUGACUAUU